ACACGAAUUGCGUGGUGAACGUAGAGCUCUAUCUUCCAUGUUGCUUGUUUUCAACUCGGGUAUUCUUACCCUCUUCGGCGGUACAAAAUCUUUGAGGUGUUAGUUUGCUGUUCAUAGGUGGGGGUAUCAGAUUUACCAGAAGCCAUGGUUCGGCCAGAGAAACGGCGCCAAGCUCCUGUUGCCAUAGCCAGAAAGCUUCUAGAGGCGGUGAGCUAUAUUCGCCAACAAAAGCAAAUACCUAACCUUGAGCGCAUUACUAAAUACAUGCAACGUGUAUAUGACAUGGGAGCAAAUGAGUGUCGUCGACAACUAAACAAUACCGUUUCGGAUGGACUUAUAACAGAGUACUUAGCUGUUGGCUUCAAAGGGUGUCGAACUGGGUUGGAGCAGGAAGGAUACAAAAUCCCAUCAGGGGAAGAAGCUGAAAUGGAGCGGGAUGGUCAUGACUGGUACUGCUUUGAGUGCCAUGAGCCUGGGGAAGUCUUGCUUUGUAGUGAUUGCUUCCGUGUGUAUCACGCAACCUGCACUAAAGAAGACCUUAAUGGUUCAAAGUUCACAUGCUCUUUAUGCAAGGAAAUUGAGGGAGGAAAGAAAAAAAACAAGAUGAAGAAAAAGAUGCUGAAUACUCUGCUCAGUUAUACAAUAUUAAGGUUAAAAGAGAAGACACGAGAGCUGCACAAGAUUGGAAGCAAGGGGGAACCAGAGGACAUGAGUCGUUUUGUUUACAACAGCAUGGACCUUAACGGCAUGGAGAUUAAGGUGCAGGCAUCACGCUAUCGCUGUGUUGAAGAGUUUUAUGCUGAUGCACAAAUCAUCCUACACAACUGUGUCCUCUUGUAUGGAGAUGAUAAAGGAGGGAUGACGGAAUUGGCAAGGAUAAUGUUGAAAGAUUGCAAGUAUGAUCUUGAUGAGAUUGAGUUGUGCUCUAACUGCUAUUACAUGUCCAAUGCAAAGCCUGAGGGAUGGUUUUGCCAGCCAUGUACCCCUCCUCACGAAUUAGUGUAUGCCAAGUUGAAAGGGUUUGGCUACUGGCCUGCUAAAGUCAUCAAUGAAGUGGAUGGGAAAAUGGAUGUUCGCUUCUUUGGAGGCUGGCAUCAAAGAGCAGUCAUACCAGCAGAGUACAUCCGACCAAUCACUACUAACCUGCGGACGCUAACUGUCAAGCGCACAGCAGGAUUCAACAAGGCCUGCCAAGAACUGAAGGUGCAUCAACAGUUGCUGGAAGAACGAGAGCGAGAAAUGCAGGAACAGGGGAGCACCUCCAAACAGGCAGUGGAUGAAGAUGAGGAAGAGAAAGGAGAUGACAGCAUGGAUUGGGAGGAGGAGGUAGAGGAGGAGGUGGACAUGCGCAAAGUCACAUCUACCAGUGUGGAUGUCAAGCGCCAACAGAAUUCUAGCUCCCCCAAGGCUGCUUCGCCAGAGGAAUCAUUUAUUGUCACGUCCAGUGAAGACAAAGUACCACAAGGGAACGCUCCUAAAACUGUGAUCAAGAGCAUCUCGUCACACACGCAGACCACAAAAAUGAAAACCCACGUUGUCAGCACUCAGACAGACAUCAAGGAGGAGAAUUCAGAUGAUGCUGCUGCUGUUGCAUCAGAGUUGCCUCCUGCAACCUCAGCAUCUGAGGCAGAAUGGCAAGCUCGUCUGGAAGAUGCCAAGACAGAAGUUGCUGAGAAUCUCAAGAGACAGUUUGAAGAAGAGAAAGACAAGGCUCUAAAAGACUUGACUGAAAGGCUGACAAAAGACUUUGAAGAGGACAAGCAAGCAGCUGUAAACAGGGCCAUGACCAACAUCCAGCGUGAGAUUGAAAAAGCCCGCAAAACAACAGAGGAAAAGUGCAAGGAGCAAUACAUGGAGGAGAUGAAGAAGUUAGCCAACAAGCACAAAGAGGCCAUAUCCGCCACCAAGAAAAGGCAGUGGUGCUACAACUGUGAGGAGGAAGCCAUGUACCACUGUUGCUGGAACACAUCAUACUGCAGUGUUCGCUGUCAGCAGGAGCAUUGGCACAAAGAACACAAGCGAGUCUGUCGACGAAAGCGAUGAAUCUUGUCUGUCUAGUUUAUUUUUAGCCUCCUGGCUCUAUCUUCUCCUUCACAUUUUGUCAACUGCCUCUCACAACUUGGUAGCAUAGCAGUUCUCUUCAUUGAACAUCAUUUGUGCUGGGAGUGUUCUGCUGGGCACUGCCACUACAUGUCCAGCCAGAUCAGAUGCACUUAAUGAUGCAUUUUCUAGUCACUCAUGGAGUUGUCACCUGACCUGCAUCUGUGGCUGCAAAAUCUCUCCAUAGUUCUGAAUUUUUCUGAAGUCUGUACAGACAAGAAGAUCAAACAAAAAGCUUCCCUGGUGUGCCCAGUAUGAGCCCAAGUGUUCUGUCAAGUAGAUGGAUCUCAUCACUGCUGUUUGCAGGCAAUAAGUGGCUGCUUUGUGACAACACACACAGAAUAGAAGAACAUUUGUGCCAUUGACCCAAAUACAAUUCAUUGCUGUGAAUGCUUCAGAAGCAAACAUUUUAUGCAUUCCUGUCUGCACUGCAAAAUAAUCCAUGACAGAUCUGAAGAGAUUAUAUAUAUAAAGGCAUGAUGCAUGUCUCCUUCCUGUAUGACUGUAUUGAAGUUGAUACCAUAUCUUGACAGGAAAAAAAACUGCCCCUCCUCGGAGCUAGAAGAGCAAGGUGUGGGUUCUGUGUCCAGCCUUGUGAGUCCCUGCUUAAGACUUAAGGGUGGGUCAACUCAACAGCUGCCUAUGAAUAGUCAUGUGUGUAAUGUUUUUAAUUUGAGAAAGCUUUUUUACCAUGUGUAGCUGAACUGACAGUUUUGGGCCUGUGUGUCAGUUCACAUGAUUUAUAGCCAUUGUGAGUUGCAGCCUGGGAUUUUCACACUAACUCUUGCAAGACUACAGAUGUCACGAAGAUAAUCAACAGUGAUAGAUUUUGUGUGAUUGUUAAUUUGUAAAAAGAAUUUUAGUACAUAUUUCACAGUGGGAUUUUAAUGAUCAUUCAGAAUUUGCAAUAAUAAUUUUUGGUUUAAAGUUUAUUUCAGCUCAUUAUGUGCAAUCUAAAGCAGUGCAGUUGAAACUGUUUUAGGCAUCUUUAAAAAAAAAUUGUCUUUUUAGGUGUAUGCACACAAGUAUUGCUGAACAGAAAAUAUUUUUGUUUUUUAAUUGUUUUGGUCCCUAGAGAGGCUGUUGUGAUUCUGUUCAGCUCAAGCACUUAAAAAAAAAGGAGCUUAAGAGCCAUUGUUGGGAGAUUCCCCACCCUUAACCUCCCCCCCCCUCCCACUUGCCAUAUGGAUUUUGUAGGGACCAUCAUAUUUUGUUGAAACUAUAUGGCUUAGUCUUGUGAAGGAAUGGUUUUAGGCUUUAUGGCUGUUUAUAAAAGGGGUUGGGAGAAAGUAUUUUCAAGCUAUUUUGAGAGAUCAGUAUGUCUAAAGCUUAUUUGUAUUUUCAUUGUGUUUUAAAAAAACACUGGCGGUCCAGUGGUGCAACAAUUAGCACCUGUCAUCAAUACAGUGAGAUAUGGAGGUGUCCUGGGUUCACCCCUCGUCUCAGACACGCUGUUCUUUCUCUGCACGUGGCAUCUGUUUACAUGGUCUGGCUGCCUUGCCGUGAUAUAGCCUUAGGUGCUGGCUCAGAGUAAAACACCAAUUCCUCGCCCCACCCAACCCCAUUAAAAAAACACACACAUGCACAUAUACAUGACAGCAAUAGGAGAUCAGUAAUCUGUUACCAAACUUGAAUGUUGCUAAUGGUUAUAGAAAACAUGUAAGUCAGACAAAGCUUAUUUAGCACCACUGAUCUCAUGCACUUCCCAUCACUCUGUCCUGCUUGGUUUGUUGCCUUAAGAGUAUGUGACUACUUUGCUCACACCCUCCAACACUUCACACACUGUCACCUUUAUUCUCUGUGAUUGUUGUAGGGUAGCUCUCGCUAAAAGUACCAAAGCAAACAGUAACACAUUAACGCUUUAUUUUAAAAUCAUCUAGCAUUGUAUAAAUUCUUACUGCUGGUUUUUUGUUGGGUUUGUUUUUCCUUUGCUUUAAGUAUAGACCUGGAUUUUAAAACUGUGAGCUAUGUAAAGAUUGGUAUGACUGAAAUAAGACAGAGGAAAUCAUGGGUAUAUUAUUUGUUUAUGUUUAUUCUGGUGACAAGGAUGUUAUGUAUACUUACGUAACCAGUGCCAGUGCAAAAGAAAAUUACAUUCUUGAACUUGAUGGACUGUUUUGUCUUGGAUAUGUCCGAUAUCCUAUUAACAGUGUGUAUGUGCAUGCACAAGUGUAUGAGAAAAGAGAGAGUGUGUGUGUGUGCUUGUGUUUAUGGACUGUUUUGUUUUGGCUAUGCCAGAUAUCCGGUUAAACGUGUGUAUGUACAUGCACAAACGAGAAACUGUGUGUGUGUGGCAAAUGUGCACAGGUAGAUGUGCCCAUGCAAUUCGUCUACCUGUGAAGUGAGGUUUGUGCAUAGAUUUUAUUAAGCCUCCUAGGAGUGUGUAUACACUUACACAAUUUAUGUGUAUAUUGUCCUGGUUUUAUUUUCUUGUAAUUACAGGAUGUAGAUAUUGUAACUAUUUUCCUGAUUAUUUAAGCAGCAUUUUAUCAAACUUCAAUUAUCAUUGUGUCUGUAGGAGAAGCUAUCAUGGCAAGUUUAUACCCAAAGGAAAUUACAUAAUGGAUUUGAAUACUACACAUGUUUUGGGUUUCUGCUGUAUAUCAUUUCUUAAGCAGUACAAUUCUUAGCGAGAUUACUGUUUUCAUUGUAUUUUAUUUGCCUGAUGUGGAACUGAAAAUUGUUUUUCACCAAAGUGUGUAUUUUGCACACUUUCUGUGAGUUAAAUUAGUACCUAAUUAGUGUAUUGCUACAUAGGUUUAAGUGCUAGCAUAGGUCAUAUGGGGAAGACAGUUUUCCAAAUGCACAAAUAUUCUGUUGACAUCUGUGCCAGAUUACACAGUCUUCAUGAGUGUAUUUGUGACAAGUGUUCGCUCUGACCUGUUCCUAUUCCUGCAGCCAGUGUGAGACUGCAUCUUUAGUAAAGCCUGUACUCAACGACUUUGAUCAUGACCUCAUGUAUGGAGUCUUUCUGUCCUCAAACCAAAAAAAUUGUUAGCUACCAUCUAUUAAUGGUUUAUUCUCAAUAGUGCAUGAAAAAACAAGUACAGUAGUACCUCUACAUACAAGUUUAAUCCAUUCCGCAACCGAGCUCACAUGUAAGAAAAAACUCAAAUAUUAAACUUGUUUUCCCAUAUAAAAUAAAGGAAAUAGGAUUAGUGCCUUCCAACCCUCCCACAACAACACAAUUUAUAUGUAAAUAUGUAAAACGAUGUAAUAUACAGCACUGUAUAGUAAAUCUUAAUGGCACAAUAAUAUAGAUAAUGAAAUAAUAACUGAAAUAAUAAAUAUCUUACCUUGGAGAAGACUCAACUGUCGAUAACGGACGUAGGCAGAUUUCAGGGGAGGAGGGAGGGAGCUGGAGAGCAGACGGGUGCUGAAUGAAUCAGCUGAUGAGACUACAGUGUUUUUCACUUUAGAUUUUCACUAAGACUAAAACUUGUUUCUUUUUUGACUUUUCAUAACUUUUUAGUUAACCUAAACUUAAAUGCUAUGGCUUUAUUCGUCAUUUGUUUUCGCCUGUUUUGGCUCACUCUCACCUUCUGCACUAUCAGAGCAACAGCUACAAGCGCUUUCUGCGAUGACACAUAAAUGACACGAGCUUGUAUAUCAAAUUUCCGCUCAUAAGUAGAAACAAAAUAUCCAGAAAUUUUUGGCUUGCAUCACGAUUGACUCAUACAUUGGUUCACUCGUAUGUAGAGGUCUUGCUGUACACAGCUGUAUUAUAUGCUUGUGGUAACAUCAUCGCCUCCAUUAAACAAUUAGUGGUAAAAGAACAGGCAAUCGAGUGCUGAAGACUGCAUAAGGGCUUUUUUGUUUUGUUAUCAUUGUGAUGCUUAACAUAGGAUAAAUGUUAUAUUGGAACAGGAUCCAGUUUAAUGAGUUAAAUCCUGAGAUGCUGGAUAAGGUUUGUAAAUCCUGUACUUGCAUAUGACAGGUUUCUAAAUCCUGUAUUUGCUUGCAACAAGGUUUGUAAAUCCUGUGCUUGUAUAUGACUAAGUGAAAAAAGGAAACAAGAACAGCGGGAACAAUUGAAUUUUUAGUAGAUUUGUUGUACACAGAUCAGAAGAGGAAACUGUUGAUGCAUUAGUUACUGGUCACUUCACCUCAUGAACACAUGCAGCUCACAAUAAUAUCUUACUGUCUACAAUCAAAAGGUUAAAAGGAUUUUCUUCAUUUUUGUACAGACUCUUUUGUUUACUAUCUUUUAAAAACAGUCUUCUCAUGCUUAGUGUUUUGUUUUUGUUUUUUGUUACAAAUGAAAGCAACACUUUGUUUUUAGGGUGUUUUUUUUUUAUAGCCAAGAGCCAUAAUUAUCAGACAAAAUCAGUGAAGAGUGGACUACAGAUGUAUUAUGCUGAAAUGGGUAAAGCUAUUAACAGUAUUGAUUAGUCUAGCUGAUGUUUUCUUCACAGUUACUUUCAGUAACAUGAACUGACUGAAUUGUGUAGAGGGAUCAUGGCAAUGUCUCUUAAGGAUGCAAGCUUCCCCUUCCCCUUCAUCACCAGUUGAAACAGCUUGUUUGGUUUGUAUACUUGUAGUGCAGUCUGCUUUGUGCUGUCCAGCAUUGUAGAUAAUGCCCCGUGUCACUUUAUAAUGGACUACAAAUUAACCUAUAAAAUAAAGCAAACCCACAAUUAGCUGUUCAGGGUACCUACAGGUUUAAAGCAUCUGUUGUGUGCACUGUACAUGGAUUACGCACAAAAGUCAUCUUGAGUAUAGCAGCUUGUUUAUAAAAUCUGAUUUUUUGGUUGAUGGCUUCUAUUUGAGAGCUAUAGUACACUCAAGAUGUCCUGGAGAAGUGACAACAUGCUCAGAACACUUGAAUUGUGGGGGUUGUAAAGGUCUCGGGUGAUGCAGUUAUUUCCUCUUGUAAUUUAGUGGCCAUCAUAAACUGAUAAUAGUAAUAUUUUUGAUUAAGCUGAUAAUUGUGUAAACACCUUCCAUUGCAGAUAGAUUAUAAUUAUGGCUUGCUGAUAUAUCCAAGCUAUAUAAUAAUUAUGGCUUGCCAGAUGUGACUUGCUACUUGUUAUUCGUGUAGUUGUAACCCUGAGAAUUCAGCCAACUCUCUUGUUCAUGUGAUUAUAUGUUGAAUUUUAUUCAUUCAGAGUAUUGGAGCUAAUGCAAGGUGAUAGGGGAUUUGCUAGUUGUGACAAUGUUUUGUUUGCUGUUAUAAUUGUAGGAGCAACUGUGCACUACUUACAAAUGAAAAUUUUGGAACUGGAAUAACUAAUGACUUUAAAAAUGAGUGAAUCCAGUUUGGCCUUUUUAAACUUCGUUAUGAGACAUAUUUCCUGGCUCUUGAUAUCACUGCAUCAGGGGUGAGGAACAUCCAGCCUGCGGGUCAUACUAGGCCUGAAAAAUCAUUUGGUCUGGCCUGGCCAAGGCAGAAUUCAAAAUUCAGUAAAACUAGAUUUUUUUUCAUGGCAACAUUAAGUGAAUCAUGAUAAUUAUAUUUUGAUGGACAACAAUGAAUGCCCAUUGUGGGAUAGCGAAGAUACAAAUGAGUGCGUGAUGAGACAAGCACAUGUGGCUAUAUUGUGUGCCCCGAUGUCUGGGACAAAAUGACAGUCUUGGCCUAAAGACAAAGUUCGUUGCCACUCUGUAUAUCAUCUGCACAAUAAAACAAGCUGUGAACGACAGUUUAAAUGCAUAUGGGUGACCAGGUUUUGCUGGCACUUAAGAGACUGGUAAAGGACUAAAUAAGCAUCAUCGAAGUGAGAUACAAGGUUAAAGAAGAGAGGUAAUGAACUUUGUCUUUGUGCGCAUGUGCAGAUCAUGCAAGAUGGUCAUUCAGCCUGGGAGUGUAUGGCUUGCAAAAGUAUUUAUACACAGUGAUGAAACUGCGGCUUUACCAAAAGUAGUAGGCUCAUUUUUAAGUUUAUAAUUUUCUAUGGCCUACGAAUGAUGUUAUAAAUAUUCUAGUACUCUUGGCAGAAAAAAGGUUCCCCACCCCUGCUCUAAAGUAACAAGAUCAGCCAGUACUUGUCAAGAGAAUGAAUGAUUCAUGAUGAAAAUGAUAAGAAAGUGGAUGUGAUAACUCUCAAUUAGACAAGGAGUUGUUGUCUCUGUAGAGAGUGCUGUUUGUUGUUUGGUCAUAAAAAGAUUGUAGGUAAUGGUUUAUUUGCUGGCUCUUGAUUACAUAUAAUAUACAUUAAGAGUUGACACUCACACAUUGCUGUGCUGAUGAUAUUGUUGGCCAGGUCCCAGUCCCGGUCACAGGUUGUUGGUGAAUUGAGGUUAUAAGUGCGAGAAAAUUUUCUUUCAUUCUUUUGUCAGCAACAUCCCAUAUUAAACUCAGUUGAGUCAUUAGAAUAAAGUAGUUGUUUAUUGAUUGUUUCAGGGGAGUCUACUUGUGUACAAGUAUUGCAUGAAAGAAUUCAAUGUGCUGCUGGGAUUACAUUGUGGAUUUUUUUUGUAAAUGAGAUUCCUGUAUGUUUUAAUUGGAAAGCAAGCAGUUGUUGCAUAUUGUUUUACUUUCUAAAUUACAGAGCAGGUCAGUAGCUACAGACUACAGGGAACCUAUUGUUUUGUAAACAGGAUUCUUUGUAUCAUUGAAGAAAAGAGGUUUUCUUUUAUGUAUAUAUUGCCUCAAUAAUGGGGAGGAUCGUUUUGCUCUAGGCAAGAUGUAUAUGAUCCUGUUGUUUCUGAACUGGGGCCUGAGUGGAUCUUCACAUAUGAGCGGUCUUAACAAUAAGGAAAGUGGAAACAAGGAGAUGUGUAUUAAUAAAGUUUCUUGAUGAAUGCUGGGAGCCUCCGUGUGUCAGCGCUGGGAAACUCAGUGUCAAGACCCAAGUGCCUGUCUUCAGGCAUACUGCAGCCACUGUGUGUGUGGCAGCUGAUGGCCAUUGUUAUGACAGGAGAUGCAUUCUGUGUUUGAGACUCCAGCUAUUUGGUUACCUGCAUCUCUUGAUCUGUAUGGGACGUGUGGUGAUGUCCCUGCGAGUGAAAUGUAUGGAGCAGCAGGGGAGGGUUCUCAGGGUAGGGUGUGCUUGCAUGUCUUGUACACGACAGACAUCUCACGAAUGGAACAUGAGGUAAUUUAACUUUGUGUUUCCAUGGACCCCAUGGUGGAACAUUACAAAGUAACAUAUACUUCUAUGGUAUCAGCAGAAAAUUUAGAGGAAGGUCUGUUUGUCUUCUAAGUGCCUUCCAGUUGACCAGCAGCGCUGGGAAGUCAGGCAGCCAGUGCUUGCUUCAGAAACCUGUGCCUGCCCACUGGGAUACUGCUUCGCAAAGUCAUGAAGUUGUGCAUCAGUUUUAGUAGAGCGGCAGGGCUACGCAUCAGAUGCACAUCUUGUGAAUGAGCUCCUGCACAUGUGGCUUGAUGCUUCUUUGAUAGGACCUUUGUAGCUGGUUUUGUAUCUUGGGUAGGCAAAGGGCUAAAAACUGGGAGUUAUUAGAUAUUUUUUCUUUCUCUCCAACAUAUUGAGAACUUGUUUGAAAUAAUUGUUUCAUUGGUGACAUUUCCUGGUCAGCUAUUGUCACUGUAAAGGUAUUUUGUAGAAAUAUUUUUCAAUUUUGCACUCUUAGAAUCAAGAUCAUAGUUUGAAGCAAUUUGUUGCACAUGAGCAUUUUAAGUCUGAAUUUUUAGAUCAUUGCUUCUGCUUACAUACUAUGUGAUGAUAUGUAUGUUUUGAUUGAGAAAAUAGCUUUUAGUCAAACAUGCUUUCAGAAUAUGGUUUCUACUGAGAAAUCCAACAUGGUCUCUUUUUAGUAUAGUCAGUUUUUCAUAAUUUAUUUUUAUGAAAUGUUAAUAUGACCAAAACAUUGGUUAACAAUUUUAUUUGGAGAAAAUGAAGACAAUUGGAUAAUAAUCAGUUUAUGAAAUAGAUAUUAUAAAUAUAAUAUCUUUGGUUCCUUGUAUACAUGUUGAUCAAACAGCAAAAAAAAAAAAAGUUGGUUAGUGUAUAGAUUUAUUUAUUGACCUGAAAUAAAGUAACUAUUUCUAAUAACUCUAGUCUAAGAUCUUUUGUUAUUCCAUCAUGCAGUAAUUACUGUUGUAACUACCAAAGCAGGUUUUUGAAAACAGAAAUAUGGAAAUCGAAAGCAAUCUCUUCUUAGGUUUGUCAUGUGCAGCUGUACAGGACUCUCACCUUAAAAAGAAAGUGUUGUUUAGUCUGUGGUCAUUAGAGGAACCAGACCUACAGCUACCACCAGGCACUACAAGAGGCAUUCAACUGAUGCUGCCAUAGAGACAGUGUCUUACACUGGCUGGGUGUGCUGCUGUUUUGGGGGGAGGGGUUGUUUUGUUAUGCAUAACCCUGCAGAUGCUUGCCAUAGUUCUAUGAUUCUGCUGAUGCUCAAAAAGCUCACUUGAAAUGAUAACAAAGUUUAUUAAUGCUUGUUGACUUCGAAGCAGAACUAAAUCAAAGUUGAAGGUUACGUUUCAAAAUAGUUGUACUUCAUAAUUUUCAAGUCUGAUAAUGAUUCUUAAAUUGCAGUGUAGACCAUAUGCAAGAAAAAGCCAUUUCAAUGUAGACCAAAUAUAAGUAACAGCCGUUUCGGAUAAAGAACUUUUAGAGAUGAUGGCUGAGUUGCAUGACUGUUCCUUUUCCACCAUUACAGUACCUGCCAGGCUACUAACCGUAUUGGCAAAAGAUAUUUGAAAUUCUCCACUAAGUGAAUAUUUUGGAGAUGUGUGAAGGUUUUGCAGUCAUCUAGCCAAGUGUUUCUAACUUUGAAACUGGCAGCCUAUGUCACAAGGUGAUGUGCUUCAGACCCAAGGGUAUGGAGCCCACAUUGGGAUCUGCUGUCUGUCAAAACAACAAAAUUAUCAGUGACGUAGAGAGUCAGGCCAGCAAAACUGUCAGUAACUUAAAUACCUAAAUCAGCUAAAACUUCAGUCUCCGACAAUAAGCUGGGAGAUGUUUUACUGCAGAUUAGCCAACAUUCUGAAGAAUAACCAUUUAGAAGCAGAAAUUAUUGUCAUGUUUCUUGACUGAAUCUGGACAAAGGAUGACCUCGAAGAUGCAUCAGUUUAAGCUUAUAUACUGUGAAUAUUUUUUAAAAGGGCAGUUUGUUACCAGAUAAUCACAGGAGAAAAUAAAAUGUAUUCAUGACAUUUAAGUCAGCAUAUCAAGCACUUAAGUGACAAUAAUGAAAUUGAUGCUAUUUUGGUUGAAGACAUCUGACAAGGUCACAAGAUGGUCCGUGGAGACUUGUACUUAAUUGUUUCAUUGAACUUUUGAAAAGCAUUUGAAAAACUGUUGUAGAUUUGAUUUUAACAUAGCUCUUAAGAGCAUUGUACUAUAAAAAAAAUAUGAAGCCGAGAUUUACAGCAAGUGUGAAACAGACUGUUCUGAAAGAGAUAUUUCAAUGUGUGUACGUGUGUAUAUAUAUAUAAAGGCUGGAAUAUUUCUGUUAAAGCUACACUAGUGAGCUUAUAUGGACACGACUCUUGAUAAAAGAAUACUUCCCACAUGUUUAUAUAAAUCAUGCCAUCUACUAGUUACUUUGUUGCCAGUGUGAGUAUAGCUGUCUCUCAGCUUUUACUCUUAACUUUAUAAAAAAAAAAUAUUUUGAGCGUAUAAAUGUGCUUGCUGAGAAAGGGAAGUAAAGCCAGUGAAAUGCGUGUGGCUUGUGCUGCAAAUGACUGCUUGGAUGGCUACAUCAGCCUUCAUUGCUGCUUCUUAUCAUGACUUUUGUACAAGUCGAGUAUUUUACCCACAAAAUAAAUGAUUGCUUCUGGA
This is a messenger RNA of Pomacea canaliculata, 11792 nucleotides long. Its product is annotated as zinc finger MYND domain-containing protein 11-like. Gene Ontology annotation, biological process: regulation of transcription elongation by RNA polymerase II. Bases 145 to 2043 code for a protein of 632 amino acids. The record is from RefSeq and is a predicted model, not a curated record. Lineage: Eukaryota; Metazoa; Mollusca; Gastropoda; Architaenioglossa; Ampullariidae. The transcript is spliced from 15 exons. Gene Ontology annotation, molecular function: protein binding; transcription corepressor activity; DNA binding.